UAUUUCAUUAAAACAAGGAACAGGGCGCAGCAGAAGCCAGGAGAGCACUGUUCUUAGUGGAUGGAGCCAGAAGAGUUACAAGUUAAACCUUGAUUUCCCGGGUCUGUGAAGAUUCACCAUGGAAUGUCUCUACUGUUUUCUGGGAUUUCUGCUUCUGGCUGCAAGAUUGCCACUUGAUGCCGCCAAACGGUUUCAGGAUGUGCUGAGCAAUGAAAGACCUUCCAGCUAUAUGAGGGAGCACAACCAAUUAAACGGCUGGUCUUCAGAUGAGAAUGACUGGAAUGAAAAACUCUAUCCAGUUUGGAAGAGGGGAGACUCAAGGUGGAAAAACUCUUGGAAAGGGGGCCGUGUGCGGGCAGUUCUGACCAGUGAUUCACCAGCACUGGUGGGCUCAACUAUAACAUUCGCGGUGAACCUGGUUUUCCCCAGAUGCCAAAAGGAAGAUGCCGAUGGCAACAUAGUCUAUGAGAAGAACUGCAGAAGUGAUUCUGGGCCAUCCCCUGACCCAUAUGUUUACAACUGGACAGCAUGGACAGAGGACAAUGACUGGAGAGAUGGCACCAGCCAAGGCCAUCACAACGUGUUCCCUGACGGGAAGCCUUUCCCUCACCCCUGGAAACGGAAUUUCGUCUACGUAUUCCACACACUUGGUCAGUAUUUCCAGAAAUUGGGACGGUGUUCAGUGAGUGUUUCUAUAAACACAGCCAACGUGACUCUUGGGCCUCAAGUCAUGGAAGUGACUGUCUACAGAAGACACGGAAGGACGUAUGUUCCCAUCACAAAAGUGAAAGAUGUCUAUGUGGUAACAGACCAGAUUCCCAUAUUUGUGACUAUGUCCCAGAAGAACAAUCGAAAUUCAUCUGAUGAAAUCUUCCUCAAGGACCUCCCCAUUAUCUUCAAUGUCCUGAUUCAUGAUCCCAGCCACUUCCUCAAUGAGUCUGCCAUUUACUACAAGUGGAAUUUUGGAGAUAAUACUGGUCUGUUUGUUUCUAACAAUUCCAUUAUGAACCAUACCUAUGUGCUCAAUGGAACCUUCAGCUUCAACCUCACUGUGCAAGCUACAGUGCCUGGACUUUGUCCUUCACCUUCACCCAGACCUCCAAAAACCACCCCUUCUUUGUUUCUCGCUGGUGGCAAACCCCUGGAGCUGAGGGAGAUUCCUGUUGAAAACUGCCAGAUUAACAGAUAUGGCUACUUUAUGGCCACCAUCACAAUUGUAGCGGGAAUUCUACAGGUUAACAUCCUCCAAGUAACAGAUGUGCUGACGCCAGGGCCACAGCCUGAUGACUCCCUGGUGGAUUUUGUCCUGACCUGCCAGGGGAACAUCCCCACGGAGAUCUGUACCAUAAUCUCUGACCCCACCUGCCACGUCACCCAAGACACAGUCUGCAACACUGUGGACGAAGACCUGGGUGACACGUGCUUGCUGACGGUGAGGAGAGCCUUCAGCAGUCCUGGGACCUACUGCAUGAACCUCACUCUGGGGGAUGAUGCAAGUCUGGCCCUCGCGAGCACCCUUGUCUCUAUCCCCAGCAGAGACCCAGCCUUCCUUUUAAGAAUGACAAAUGGGAUCCUGGUCUUCGUUGGCUUCUUGACCAUAUUUGUCACUGUGAUUGCCAUUUUGGUAUCCAAAAAAUACAGGAAAUACAAAGCGAUAGAAAGCAACACUGGGAUCGUGGUCAAAGACAAAGGCCUGAAUGUUUUCCUCAGUCAUGCAAAGACCAUGUUCUUCCCUGGAAAUCAGGAGAAAGAUCCACUGCUCAAGAACUAACCGGGAAUUCUUUAAAUCCUCAACCUUAUUUCUGGCCAAGGGGUCACUCUUCAGUGCCGUUUACAUGAACUGUGCUAGAGUGGAUGACAGCUAACUUUUUAAAAAAGGUUACUAUAAACUAUAUAUCGUGGUUUAGGGUGGUCCAAAAUUUUUUAUAGGUUAAAUGACAUUUUAGAGACCUGGAGAGGAAUUACAUUACCUGCAGCCUCGGCCAUGUUAUGUAACUGACAAAAAACCUCUUAGCAGUGCUUUCUUUCAUGAUGAUUUAUAUUUCACUUAUAAUGUCUUAGAUGAUUAGUAGGAAUAGAUUCCCUGAAUCCAGAAUAGCAGGAGAAGGUACUAUUCAUCAGAGGCUGAACUAGGUUACCUGGAAGGAGAGGCUGGACAUUUUCUAGCUUUCCAUAUAACCAUAUACAUAAAACCAAUGUAUUUCUGUUCUGAAAAUCAUGUUUCAGGUUACCUGAAUCCUAUUUCAAUGAAUGUGUACACGUUCCCAACAGAACAAUAACAGGUAACCUGUGCAUCAUGGAUAUACUAAAACAAACAAGAACAAAACUAAUGUAAGUGUGAAUAUUUUUGUGACCACCUGCCCAGCCAUGCUGUGUAAAGGAAUGGUACUCAUUCAUUCAUUUUUCCCAUGGACAUCUAUGUAACACUUUCUGUAUAUCAGGCACAUUGCUAGAUACAUGGCCCUGCCCUCAGAGUGUUGACAUUCUUGUGUAUAUAUCUGAAUUUCUGCACACUCUGGCACACAUAUUUGAAAAAAUAUAUUAUCCUUUUCCAAAUAAGGAGGCCCCUGGUUUUCCUACUGCUUUCCUCAUUCAAAUGAUAUAGAAACUUAGUAAGGAUUUUGCUUUGAUUUGUAACUACAACUACCAUAUGUCAAUCAUGAUUUUUUUUUCCUUCCUGGAAAAUAAAGUAUGAAAAUACUCAA
Molecule: messenger RNA, 2705 nt
Organism: Phacochoerus africanus (Common warthog)
Lineage: Eukaryota; Metazoa; Chordata; Mammalia; Artiodactyla; Suidae
Gene: GPNMB
Product: glycoprotein nmb
Exons: 11
Coding region: 119-1771 (550 amino acids)
Biological process (GO): cell adhesion
Molecular function (GO): integrin binding
Source: RefSeq, a predicted model, not a curated record